This is a messenger RNA of Cydia pomonella (codling moth), 3255 nucleotides long. RefSeq names its product isoleucine--tRNA ligase, mitochondrial (gene IleRS-m). Gene Ontology annotation, biological process: isoleucyl-tRNA aminoacylation. Gene Ontology annotation, molecular function: isoleucine-tRNA ligase activity; ATP binding; aminoacyl-tRNA deacylase activity. The transcript has 14 exons. The record is from RefSeq and is a predicted model, not a curated record. Gene Ontology annotation, cellular component: cytosol. NCBI's taxonomy places the organism in Eukaryota, Metazoa, Arthropoda, Insecta, Lepidoptera, Tortricidae. The coding region runs from base 75 to 2933 and encodes 952 amino acids.
UACGUCAAUGUCAUGUAUAGUCUUAAUCUUAACUGUAAAAUACAGACUACAGAGCAUAACAUAACCUAAAAACUAUGUUAUGCAGUAGAAACUUAAAUGUUUUCCACACAAAUUAUAAGAAAACCAUAACAAAAUGGGUCCCAAUAGGACUCGUACGAUUAAAAAGUUCUGCAGAACCAAAAACAAAAACAUACUCCCAUACAAUUCUUUUCCCAAAAACAGACUUUCCUGCGCGAUCUAAUAGUGCGAGAAAAGAUGAGAUUCAAAAGGCUGCGAAGUUUUCUGAGCUUUACAGCUGGCAGAGACAACACCUGAAAGGGCCAGAGUUCGUGUUGCACGAUGGGCCGCCCUACGCUAACGGAGAUUUGCACAUGGGACAUGCUGUUAAUAAGAUAAUAAAAGACAUAAACAACCGCCAUCAAGUCCUCCUCGGCCACAAAGUCCACUACGUCCCCGGGUGGGACUGCCACGGGCUCCCGAUUGAGCUCAAAGCCCUCCAACAAACCAAAACGACAAAAAAAUCAGCGCCAUCUAACAUUGAAACACAAAAGCAAGAAACAACGCCAUCUAGUGCUGUGGAAAUACGUCAAGUGGCGAGGAAGUUUGCGUUGGAAACUAUAGAGAGACAGAAGGCACAGUUCGAGAGCUGGGGAGUCAUGGCUGAUUGGGAUAAGCAGUGUUACAGGACCCUGGAUAACGGCUAUGUGAAGAGCCAGUUGGAGCUGUUCUACGAGAUGUACGAGAAGGGGCUGAUCUUUAGGGCUUUGAAGCCCGUCUAUUGGUCGCCGUCGUCCAAAACAGCCCUAGCAGAAGCCGAGUUGGAGUACGACCCUCAGUUCAAGAGUACAGAAGUGUACGUCAGCUUCCCGCUCGACUCCGUGCCGGACAACAUCAGAGAUGCUGUGAAGGGUGAGACCCUCUCAGCUAUCAUCUGGACGACGACCCCGUGGACGCUGGUGGCUAAUCGCGCCAUCUGCUUCAGCGCACAGCUCCUGUACAGCAUCAUAAGGGUGGAAGGGCUCGGGGGGCUGUUCCUCGUGGCCAGCGAGCUGGUUGAGCAGUUGCAGAACACGCUAGAACGAGCGGUGCAGAGGAUCGCAGAGGUUGAAGGCGCUGCGCUCACAGGCGCCCGCUACCACCACAAGAUACUGAACCAAUCAUUUCCACUCCUCGCGGCAAGUCACGUGACAGCUUCCAAGGGCACGGGCUUAGUGCACACUGCCCCCGCACACGGCCCCGAGGACUUCCUAGUGGGGCUGGAACACAAUAUACCGGUGGAAUGCAACGUGGACGAAUCCGGGCUGUACCGCGACCUCGGCUCUCUGAACGGCCUCUUCGUGCUCGGCCGCGGGCAGGAGGCCGUCAUCUCGCUGCUCGGCGACCAGGUGUUGAGGCGAGGUGUCCACACGCACUCGUACCCGCUGGACUGGCGGACCAAGAAGCCGGUCAUAUUGCGGGCCAGCCACCAGUGGUUCAUUCAUACCGAGGCCUUGAAGAAGAAGGCUUUAGAAGCAUUGGAACGCGUUGAGAUCCUGCCGUCCUCCAGCGCGCAGCAGUCCCGGCAAGGCUUCCGGGCCCGCGUCGCCGCGCGCGCCUACUGGUGCGUGUCGCGGCAGCGCGCCUGGGGCGUGCCCAUACCGUGUCUCUAUCAUGACGGGAAGCCUAUAGUCCACAGGCGCGUCAUCGCCCGCCUGCUGCAGCGCGGGGCGGACGCGUGGUGGACGGCGCCGGCGGCCGAGCUGCUGCCGCCGGCGCUGGCCGAGGAACUCGGGGUUAACGUCGCAGAGGUCACCAAAGGAGAGGAUAUAAUGGACAUCUGGCUGGACUCGGGGUCGUCGUGGCGGACGCUGCCGGCGCCGGCCGCGCUGUGCAGCGAGGGCGUGGACCAGCUGACGGGCUGGUUCCAGAGCUCCCUGCUGACGAGCGCCGCCGUCGCCGGCCGCGCCCCAUACAAAUGCAUCUUCGUGCACGGUUUCGUGGUGGACGCGGAGAGGCGGAAGAUGUCCAAGUCUCUGGGCAACGUGAUCGCGCCGGAACAGAUCAUACACGGCGGGGGCAAGCAGCCCGCGUAUGGCAUCGACACGUUGAGAUGGUGGGUGGCCAGCCACGGAACACAGCAUACACAAAUCAUCGUCCGUAAGAAACUCCUCGACGACUGCCAAUCAGAGGUCAUCAGGAUUCGCGCCAUCUUGAAAUAUCUACUAGGGGUCAUUGACCUCCCCCCACUUAAGAACCCAUCAUUGAACUACUUCGAUCAAUACAUGGUCGCAGAAACGUACAAGUUCUUAAAAGAUGUACACGACAAUAUGAAUGAGUUGAGAUAUAACAGUGCAGUCCAAAACAUACUAUAUUUCAUUAGUAAUAAGGUAUCAGCUUUAUAUUGUCAUUGCGUUAAAGAUAGAUUAUACUGUGCUCCUAAAGCGUCAGAAGCCAGAAUAGGGGCUCAGUUGGUGGCUCACACGAUGCUAGUCUCUCUAUGUAAGGCCAUAGCACCUAUUUUGCCGCAUUUAAUCGAAGAGGUAUGGAAAUAUCAUCCUUUAUAUGAAAAACCGUUCUUUUUCACUCAAAAUAUACCCGUUUUAGAGAAUCAAAGCGUAGAUACAACGAUAAUGGAUUUAGUUUUAGAAUUAAAGAAAGAUAUAACAGCUUUAACUAAAAACGAAAACUUGAAAAAAUUAUCUGUUGAAGUAAAAUUAAAUCCUACACUAUAUUCCAUAUUAAACGAUUUAAAUUCUUUAGAUGAAACAAAUGAAAGUGUGUUAAAUGAGAUUUUAGAAGUGUCAGAUGUGUGUCUGAGUGUCGAAAGUGUCGAGAAAUGGGUGGUAAGUGUCAGUGAGAGCUCCCGAGAGCAGUGUCUGCGGUGUCGCAAGUAUAACGCGCAAGAAAAUAGUGACAAGUGUUUGAGAUGUCAACUUGCUAUGGCGUCGAUGUAGCCACUAAAGAGUAAUAUAUUAUUUUCAGACAACUUUUUCUGGCAAAAAAAAAUGAAAUGUUAACAUUGUUAAAUAAAUAAAAAUACUUUUUUUUUGUGUAAAUAUUGUACCGAUACGUAAUCAAUUUGUAUUAUUAAAACUUCUCGGUAAAUUUUCAGCAAGUAUAUUACAUUUUUAUUAAUUUAGCUAUGACUAUAACAGAUUUAUUGAUGUUUCAUUUUCUCAAACACACUUUUUUGCCACGAAAAGUUCUGUCUGAUUAUUUUAGUUGUAGUCUAAAUGUAAAUGUCCUGAAAGUGUAAAUUAAGAAUGUUUUUGAAAA